This is a messenger RNA of Ochlerotatus camptorhynchus, 1344 nucleotides long. RefSeq lists its product as uncharacterized. Lineage: Eukaryota; Metazoa; Arthropoda; Insecta; Diptera; Culicidae. The transcript is spliced from 4 exons. The record is from RefSeq and is a predicted model, not a curated record. Bases 1 to 1344 code for a protein of 447 amino acids.
AUGUUGUUCCAGUCCACCGGGAUUUUCUUCAACCACUCGCGGCGUAGUAACGGGUGCUUCCAAGGUCUUACACCGCAGCAACGAUUCGAGUUCGUGGAGAAGCACGGGCUUUGCAUCAACUGCUUGAAGGGUACCCACCUUGGGAAGGAUUGCUCCAGCGCUUCGUGCAAACAGUGCUACAAGAAGCACCAUUCUCUGCUACAUCUACCACCGAUGUCGUCGUCGUCGGUUCCUGGUACAUCGGUGGCAACACCAGUUUUCGUCGGUCAACCCGCUACAGCAAUCAGUUCGCAAUCGUCUCAAAUGUCACAACGCGAUGCGACCAUAGUCGCACGUUCGCCGCCGGCAGAAACUGGUUCCUCACUACUCGUCAACUUGUCGUCUAGAUCGUUUCCGCAAUCGGUUUCGGUCGGAAUCGACCCCUCCACAUCGCCGGUUCUCCACGUCCUGUCAAAGUUGAUCAAGGUGAAGGACGCUGACAACAACGAACACUUCGCCAGAGCCUUGCUGGAUAGUGGCUCACAGCCCAGCUUCAUCACCGAAUCACUAUGCCAGAAGCUCCGUUUGAAGCAUGUUAAGCUCAACUCGCCGGUCAGUGGCAUUGGUCAAUCCACUAAGACUGUUCUGGGUUACAUCGUCUGCGGAAAAGUAGUGGAUCCAGCUCCCGAUCCACAGGCAGUUCAGACCUUCUGCAUGAAUGACACACUAGACAAGCUCGAGCGGUUCUGGGAAGUUGAAAAUGUUGACGUUGGGAAAGCCUACACUAUACGGGAGGAAAUACUAUCGAUACUUGGAGAUUCCUACCCACUCGCACUACGUUGGCUCCAAUCUAUGGAGGAAAAGUUUGCUGUUGAUGAAGGCCUUCGUGAAGCUUACCACGCGUUCAUGGAGGAAUAUGAAAGACUGGGACGUAUGGAGGAGGUGAAUCCGUCCGCGUCGCGUAACCCUCAGUUUUUCCUGCCCCACCAUGCCAUCCACCGUCCUGAGAGUACAACCACGAAGAUACGACCAGCUCUGUACUCAACCGUUAUCAAUAUCCGCAUGCCUCGCUUCGCCGUCACUGCUGACGGUGAGAAGAUGUUCCGGCAGAUUUGGACACAUCCAGACGACCGGAAAUAUCAGGAUCCGUCAGAAUCAGUUCACGUGUAUCGACUAAAAACCGUGACUUACGAUCUCGCCGCCUCGCCUUUCCAUGCUACUCGUGUGCUCGACCAGUGGGCCAUUGACGAAGGAGACCGCUUUCCGUUGGCGGUCCCCGUGGCCAAGAAGGGAACGUGCGUAGACCCGUUAGAUUGCCUGACCAACGUCGCGAGUGAAGUGUUGAAAAAUUGUCGCGAACAAUAG